AUGAAGUCAACUUUCCUGUUCAGCGCUGCCCUACUAGGGGCAACGGUAGUCUCAAGCUCCAUUCUCUCCCGCGACUCUGAGUCUGGGCCACCACCUUCGUCAAACGAGCAGCCGGAGGAUCCCAUCAUCCCCCUAAGCAACGAUACCAGCUUCCAUUUCGAGCUCCUCUUCACCCUCGGAAACACCGUCUUCGGCGCCGGCGACGUCAACGACGUCCUAGCCGCCGCCAAAGCCAUCAAACCCGGCAACUUCACCAGCUGGCUCGAGACCUUCCACGCGCUGGCCGAACACACCAAGACGCAAGCCGAAGACCCAAACAACGCGUACGACCCAGUGAAUGUCCGGGACGCCUGGUUCGCCGCAUCGAGCUACUACCGCCAGGCCGACUUCUACAACCACGCCAACUGGACAGACCCUCGUAUCAACAGCUUCUGGCUCGAGCAACGCGCUGCGUUUGACAAGGCGCUUGCUGCGCUGCCCGUUCCUGGCGAACGGAUCCAGAUCCCGACCGAUAACAAUUUCACUAUUGAAGCCAUCUGGUACCCAGCCGCAGCCGCAGCUGACGGGGUCAAACAGCGGCCGACCUUGGUAAUCGGCAACGGAUACGACGCCGGCCAGGAAGAUUCCUACCACUCCUUCGUCGUCCCAGCCCUGGCCCGCGGGUGGAAUGUCCUAACCUACGAAGGACCAGGGCAGCCGACGGUUCGGCGCAAUGAUGACAUUGGGUUCAUCCCCGAUUGGGAGAAGGUUCUCACGCCCGUGAUCGACGAGUUGCUGAAUCGCAAAGGCUGCUACGUCGACGAAGACCGGCUGGUCCUUGUUGGCAUUUCCAUGGGUGGGUAUCUGGCCGCUCGCGCUGCUGCGUUUGAGCCUCGGAUUAAGGCGCUUAUUCUCAAUGGUGGCGUGUGGGAUAUCUACGAGGGAUACUCCGGUCAUCUGACGCCGGAGCUGAAAGAGCUUCUCGAUGCGGGCAAGCAAGAGGAAUUUGACGAGGCUGUGUUGCCGCUUUUGGAGAGCCCAGAGGUGCCUGUGACCCUGCGGUGGGGGCUGGGACACGGACUGUGGUGCUUCAAACAGCAUUCCCCGUACUUGUGGCUCGAAUCGCUUAAGGAUUACGCGCUCAAGGACGUUGUUGAGAGGAUCAAGGUACCUGUUCUUGUUGUCGAUUCCGAGUUUGAGGGGUUCUUCGCUGGUCAGCCGGAGGUUGUCAAGGACGCACUCGGCGAUAAGGCAACUUACAAGUUCUUCAAGGGAACAGCUGGAUAUCACGUCCAAGUUGGAGCUGGGCAGGAGUGGAACAGGUACCUGUUUGCCUGGCUGAACAAGAUACUAGGGUGA
This is a messenger RNA of Dichotomopilus funicola, 1338 nucleotides long. Its product is annotated as Alpha/Beta hydrolase protein. The transcript has a single exon. The record is from RefSeq and is a predicted model, not a curated record. NCBI's taxonomy places the organism in Eukaryota, Fungi, Ascomycota, Sordariomycetes, Sordariales, Chaetomiaceae. The coding region runs from base 1 to 1338 and encodes 445 amino acids.